Phodopus roborovskii (desert hamster) is the source of this 2188-nucleotide messenger RNA. RefSeq names its product glucose-6-phosphatase catalytic subunit 1 (gene G6pc1). Gene Ontology annotation, biological process: glucose 6-phosphate metabolic process; gluconeogenesis. The record is from RefSeq and is a predicted model, not a curated record. NCBI's taxonomy places the organism in Eukaryota, Metazoa, Chordata, Mammalia, Rodentia, Cricetidae. The transcript has 5 exons. Gene Ontology annotation, cellular component: membrane. Bases 39 to 1118 code for a protein of 359 amino acids. Gene Ontology annotation, molecular function: glucose-6-phosphatase activity.
CACGGGCUCUGCUGCCAGCUUCCCGAGGUACCAAGGCAAUGAGGAUGGAGGAAGGAAUGAACAUUCUCCACGACUUUGGGAUCCAGUCAACACGCUACCUCCAAGUGAAUUACGAAGACUCGAAGGACUGGUUCAUCUUAGUGUCUGUGAUUGCUGACCUCAGGAAUGCCUUCUAUGUCCUCUUCCCCAUCUGGUUCCAUCUUCAAGAGACUGUGGGCAUCAAACUCCUUUGGGUGACGGUUGUUGGGGACUGGAUCAACCUUGUCUUUAAGUGGAUUCUUUUUGGACAGCGCCCAUACUGGUGGGUCCUGGACACGGACUACUACAGCAACACCUCGGUGCCCCUGAUAAAGCAGUUUCCUGUCACCUGUGAGACUGGACCAGGGAGUCCUUCUGGCCAUGCCAUGGGUGCAGCAGGUGUAUACUACGUGAUGGUCACCUCCACCCUAGCUAUCUUUCGUGGAAAGAAAAAGCCAACAUUUGGAUUCUGGUGUUUGAAAGUCAUCUUGUGGUUGGGAUACUGGGCCGUGCAGCUGAACGUCUGUCUGUCCCGGAUCUACCUUUCUGCUCACUUUCCCCACCAGGUUGUGGCUGGAGUCUUGUCAGGCAUUGCUGUGGCUGAAACUUUCAGCCACAUCCGGGGCAUCUACAAUGCCAGCCUCAAGAAGUAUUGUCUCAUCACCUUCUUCCUCUUUGGUUUCGCACUUGGAUUUUACCUGCUGCUAAAAGUGCUGGGAGUGGACCUGCUAUGGACUUUGGAGAAAGCCAAGCGAUGGUGUGAGCGGCCUGAAUGGGUCCACCUGGACACCACGCCCUUUGCCAGCCUCUUUAAAAACCUGGGGACCCUCUUUGGGUUGGGGCUGGCCCUCAACUCCAGCAUGUACAUGGAGAGCUGCAAGGGAGACCUCGGCAAGUCACUCCCGUUCCGCCUUGCCUGCAUUGUGUCCUCCUUGGCCCUCCUGCACCUGUUUGACACUUUGAAACCCCCAUCCCAGGUUGAACUGGUUUUCUAUGCUUUGUCUUUCUGCAAGAGUGCCGCGGUUCCCUUUGCAUCGGUCAGUCUUAUUCCCUACUGUCUAGCCCGGGUUCUGGGCCAGACACACAAGAAGUCUCUGUAAGGCACGUGGGAUCUUUGGUGUUUAAAGUCAACAACCAUGCAAAGGGUUGGGGGCUACCAAAGCCUCCUGCACUCAAGGCCAGAGGUGGUCACAUCAGCCCUGGUAACCCUGUCUUUCUUUGCUAUCUUAAGCAAAGAAGGUGACUUUUGCAAUGCUAAAGGGGCUGUUUGAGAAAACCUUGAGAGCUAGAAGUUGGGUCGGUCUGGAAUUUUUCCCAAAGACCACUUGCCACUCUCCUGUCAGACAGAGAAUAGCAAGCCCAGGCCAGACAUCCUGACUGAGAAUUCUCUCCCUGUGCAGAAUCCUCCCAGCUGGAAAAAGGGCACAGUGUAUUUGGUAAGAAGAGAAAGAAGGACCAGGAGGCGGGGAAGUGUUUUGUGUGUUGAGCAAACCACGUGCCAAGCCAUGUCUAAACUGCUUCCGUUAUGUCUGAGUCUUUAGAUAGGACACUCUUGAUAACGGUAGACGAACUUAAGGUGUACUGAGCAGCCAGCUAAGGCGGUAAAUGUGCUUCUGGCUUUUCUCCGUUUGUGUUACUGAAUGGCUAUGGUACAUUGCACAAGUCAGAACACGCAGGCAUCAUCAACUUCUCUAUCAGUCAGUCUCCUCCACAGCCUACAUCUGCAUUCCCUGGAAUUGUCUGAUGCUUCCCUGCCCCUGCAGCUGGGCCCUCAGAUGUCAGCGGGUGACUGUUUGGUGGUGCUUUUGUAGGGUUAAGUUAAACUCUAAAACCGUGGGCAAAGGACAAGGGGAGAGCCAGGAUGCCUCUCUCAGGAAGGCCACUCCAAUGCUAUUUUGAUUCCUGGAGCAGAAUAUGACUCCUUUCUCUAGCCCAAGCCAGACAAGAACUCAUUCUUAGAGGAAAAGCCAGCUCCAGUCUUCUCUGAUUUGCAGGUUAUAUCUUCAAAAAGAAAAGAAAAAAAAGCUGUAGCUAUUUAUUCAAAAUUCUUUGUUUUUGCUAUGAAUUAUACAUGUAUUCUAACCCACAUCAAGUGCUCUGUUCCUAACAUCUUUGAAAAGAAAACUACAUGUGUGCAGUAUUUUAUUAAAACAUUUUAUUUAAGAAUGGA